GGACGGCGGUGUUAGCAGCUUUGGCAGAAAAGGCCAAGCUGACGGAGGAGAUCUUCAACACGGUACCAGGCAUCACCUGCAACCCGGUCCAGGGAGCCAUGUACACUUUCCCCCGCAUCACUCUGCCUCAGAAGGCCAUCGACAAAGCCAAGGAGCAAGGUCAAGUCCCUGACAUGUACUACUGCAUGAGGCUGCUGGAGGAGGAGGGAAUCUGCCUGGUACCAGGGAGUGGCUUCGGCCAGAGAGAGGGAACCUUCCACUUCAGGAUGACAAUCUUGCCUCCAACAGAGAAGCUGAAGGUGGUGCUGCAGAAGAUCCGAGACUUCCACUUGCGGUUCACGCAGGAGUUUUCCUAAUGGUCCUCCGCCUUUCAACCCCAUCUCAAGAACCAACCCCUUCAGUGCCAGUAUCUUUAAGUGCCUUCAUGUGAAAGAGCUUUUGCGCAAGAUCCAUCUCUCAGCUCAAGGACUGUCUUCACAUGUAAUCAGACUUUUAAAGCUCUGUUCACUGUUUUGAGCAACACAUGCAAUCAGAUGUCCUGUUCAUAUGUUCCUACAGCAUGUCAAGAUGCAGUGAGUUUCAGUCUAUGAUGCACUUUCUUUAAGUAUUACCCAGCCAGGUCUGUCAGAUGUUAUGGCGCUGAUUGUAUGUCAUGAGUUGAAGACCUUUUAUCCCGUGUCAUGUCACAGAUGCUGCUACAGGUGCAUCCGUCUUUUGCCAAGUGGUUCUAUACGUGUCAGUUUAAUAACAUGUUUGGUGAUUACUUGAUUAAUUUAAUCGGCUGUGGAUGAUGCACCAGAUUGGGAAAUCACUGUUUUUCAAAGCCUGUAUCAGAAUGUAGCCAUUUGUAUUACUAAUGUUUAAAUUGUUCUUAAAUACGAUUAAAAAAACCUGUUGUUUUAUGAA
Molecule: messenger RNA, 906 nt
Organism: Stegastes partitus (bicolor damselfish)
Lineage: Eukaryota; Metazoa; Chordata; Actinopteri; Pomacentridae
Product: alanine aminotransferase 2-like
Exons: 3
Coding region: 99-356 (85 amino acids)
Molecular function (GO): transaminase activity
Source: RefSeq, a predicted model, not a curated record